Messenger RNA from Eupeodes corollae, 3175 nucleotides. Its product is annotated as probable protein phosphatase CG10417. NCBI's taxonomy places the organism in Eukaryota, Metazoa, Arthropoda, Insecta, Diptera, Syrphidae. Bases 552 to 2684 code for a protein of 710 amino acids. The transcript has 6 exons. Gene Ontology annotation, biological process: protein dephosphorylation. The record is from RefSeq and is a predicted model, not a curated record. Gene Ontology annotation, molecular function: protein serine/threonine phosphatase activity; cation binding.
AUUCCAUUCGCGCAUUUCUUCUCCUUGCGUUCUGUCAAUGCGUACUUGCUUUUGCAUGUAAUUAAUAAAAUACAUAAUUUUACAAUUUAAUUACAAUAAAUUCGAUAUUUUGUAACCGAAAGUGUUAAAUGAAAAUCCAAUCAAGCUACUUAAAUAGAUUAGACCCCAGUUCAUUUAUGAAUCGUACAGUUUUUUCGCUUGCAAGUGGAAGAAAGUUGUAAAAUUGAGACUCCCUGUCCCUAUCACAAAGCGUGUGGUGAGAAUUUUUUGAGAAAUACAUUAUUUUUUGAGGGAUUCUGUCGUCGACCAUCGACGUCGGUAUAUCUGUGCUCUUCUGUUAAUAAUUGACUCGGGUGGCAUUAUCUGACGACAUUCAAGUGUGAAAAGGAAAGGAAGCGUCCGUUCCGUGGUCUUCGCCGCUUUUGUGGUGAACUAUUGAUGAACAAAAUUUUCACAAAUCCAUAAAACCAAAAGCAUAAAACGAAGAAAUCCAAAUCGAAAUCAUUCUCCCGCUCGUGGAAUAUAUUUUCGACGACGACGACGGCGAAACAAUGGGAGCCUAUUUAUCCGAACCAAAGGUGGACAAGAUCUCCACGGAUGAAAUGAGUGACUUCCUUUCGGUUGGCGCUAGCUCCAUGCAAGGAUGGCGGAACAGUCAAGAGGAUGCACACAACUCGAUACUUGACUUUGACAAGAAUACGUCGUUCUUUGCGGUGUAUGACGGGCACGGGGGUGCGGAAGUUGCGGCUCAUUGCGCUGAUAAACUUCCGGAGUUCCUGAAGAAUCUCGAAGCGUACAAGAACGGUGACUUUGAAGUGGCUCUGAAAAACGCAUUCCUCGGUUUCGAUGCAACCCUUUUGGAAGCCGAUGUCAUUCAGAUAUUAAAGAUCUUGGCUGGAGAACGCAAUGUUGAAUUGGACGAUAGUGAAGCAGCCGAAGACGACGACGCUGAGGUCGAAAAUCUGGCUGAAUUGCGGGAAGAGGGCAAUUUGCCCCUUGACGCUGUACUUGAAAAGUAUAAAGGCGUCGUAGCACCUGCGGCGGCGGCGGCGGCCGUAGCUCCAUCUAUGCCCAGCAUUAAGAAACUCAUCGACGGACCAAGUGGUUCUAAGCCACAGUCGCCAUAUUUGCGAGGAAGAAGACGCCAAGAGAAUGAUGAAUCUGCUUCUUGCUCCUCAAAACUCAGUGAGGAAGAAACACCCGAAACCACAACAGUGCAGAAUUCCAAAAUGGAAACGGAUGAUGAUUCUACAGUUAGCAGCAGUUCUAAUCAGAUUAAAGAAACUACCGACAAAAAAUCACCCAUUACCGCUAACGGAUCGACUGUAACCUGCAGUCCAGACAGCAGUGUGAAAGUGGCUGUCAAAGAGUCUGUUCAAAAUGGCAGCGUAACUUCGGGCAAAUCAGUAGCCUCAGAGGGUGUCUCCUCUUCUGACGCAGCAGCAUCGAACGAAGCUUCACCUGUUGCAUCCAGUAUUAAGCAACAAAACGGAGAAGUAUCAUCGCCUUCGCAAGCUUGUGAUGCUGCUCCGGCCACAUCCAGCGAUAAGUGCUCCGGAAUUGCCCUUAUUCGUGCAGCAAAAAAAAUUGCUAAAUCCGGCAUAUCCUCUACGGACAUGGAUGAUGACAGCUCCUGCGAUAGCGAUGCAGAUUUUCAAGCUGAAGAAAACUCUAGCACUGAUGAAGAUGCACGAGGAGUUGGUUUUGGUUCUGAUGAUGACGAUGACGAGGAAGAAGACGAGGACGAGGAGGAAGAAGAAGACGAGGACGAUGAAGAAGACGCCCGGGCAAAUGAGAACUUUUGCGCGAAUAUGAUCGAAGAGCCCGGCAAAGACAGCGGAUGUACCGCUGUAGUUGCAUUGCUUCACGGCCGCGACUUAUAUGUUGCUAAUGCUGGAGACUCUCGCUGCGUGGUCUGCCGCAACGGAAAAGCCAUAGAAAUGAGCUUAGACCACAAACCAGAAGACGAGUUAGAGAGCAAUCGUAUCACGAAGGCCGGUGGGAGAGUAACCCUCGACGGAAGAGUCAACGGAGGAUUAAAUCUGUCGCGUGCUAUCGGCGACCAUGCGUAUAAGAUGAAUUCUGAACUUUCGGCCGAGGAACAAAUGAUCUCAGCAUUACCAGACGUCAAAAAGCUGAUCAUAGAUAAAGACGAUGAAUUUAUGGUCCUCGCUUGUGAUGGUAUCUGGAACUUUAUGUCUAGCGAGGAGGUAGUGCAGUUUGUGCGUGUGAGACUUCAAGAUGCAAACAAGAAGGUUUCAGAAGUCUGCGAAGAGCUCUUUGAUAAAUGUCUUGCCCCAAACACUUUGGGCGAUGGAACUGGGUGUGAUAAUAUGACCGCCGUUAUUGUUCGCUUCAAGGAUGCCCUCUUUAACAUGCCUACAAAACUCAAGGAGGAGGAAACAGAGCCAGUUCUUUUGGCCAAGCAGAUUGCCGAAGCAGAUGCAGCCGAUGCAAGUCUCCUGCAAUCAUUGAAACGUUCUGCCUCCCCAUCAUCAGCUAACAACAGCGAUGGAGCCGAGAACUCAAAUAAACGCUUGAAGACUGACGAAGACGCUGCAUCUUCAAAUGUUGCAGAAUGCGAUAGUGGAACAUCGUCAUCGACAUCUUCAUCCACUUCCUCAGCGGCAACAUCAUCGACCGCAGCAGCGUCAACCACAAGCUCCACUUCUUCAAAAACGUAAACACAAACAAUUCACAAAUCGAGAAGAAGACGCAUUUUGUCGAUGCAACUGGGAGGACAAAAAUAAAACAAAACAGAAAAAUUAAACAAAAAAAUAAAAAUUGUAUGUAACUUUGCUAAGCGUAGUUUGGUAUCUCCGUGUUUCUCACAACUUAUAUAUCAACGUUUCCAUAAAGGAAACGCUAUUUCUUUUUUGUUAAUUACAAUAAGCAGUUAAACAUAUGUGAAACAAUGUUCCCUUGUGUACUUAGUUUUGGUUCUUUUCCUUAUCAUUUUUUUGUUGUAUAAGUUUUCUUUUUAUGUAAUUCCAAACAUUAAGAUGUCAGAAAAUCAAAAAUCUAAAUCAUUCCUUUCAUUUUUAUGCAAAUGCAAAGGUGAAUGUUUUUAAAUUUUGUUUUUUAAAAGACAAGUUGACAUUAUUAAUCGAUAAAAAAGAGAAACCUUUUAGAAGAUAUCAAUAAAUUUAAAUACAUUAUAUUUAAAUACAAAUAA